Molecule: messenger RNA, 1232 nt
Organism: Rhizophagus irregularis DAOM 181602=DAOM 197198
Lineage: Eukaryota; Fungi; Glomeromycota; Glomeromycetes; Glomerales; Glomeraceae
Biological process (GO): mitochondrial citrate transmembrane transport; alpha-ketoglutarate transport
Cellular component (GO): mitochondrion
Molecular function (GO): tricarboxylate secondary active transmembrane transporter activity
Source: RefSeq, a predicted model, not a curated record
AAAGGAGAAAAGAUGGACAUCUAAUCUUAUAUUUAUACUCUUAUUUCUCUUUCCUUUUUCUCUCUCAUCUUUUAAAAAUCCUGUCCUCACCUCCAUUAAAGUAAUCUUUUCACAGUAUGGCACCAGUUGGUAUUUCUGUUCCUAUAGAAAAAGAUGGCAAUUUAGAAAAGAAACCUGUUAGUUUUAUCAACCUUGCCGUAGGUGCAGGGUUAAACAUGUUUGAGGUAACUACACUUGGUCAACCUUUUGAAGUUAUAAAAACUCAUUUGGCAGCAAAUCGAGGUGAUAAUAUCAUAACAGCUACAAAAAAGACUUAUCAAAGAGGUGGUCUUUUAGGAUUUUAUCAAGGAUUAAUACCGUGGGCUUGGAUUGAAGCUAGCACAAAAGGAGCAGUACUUAUCUUCACUGCCAGUGAAGUCGAAUAUAGAGCACGUGUUGCCGGUGCGUCUCCUUUUGUGGCCGGAAUUGUUGGUGGUAUGGGAGGGGGGUUAGCGCAAGCCUAUACCACUAUGGGAUUUUGUACUUUUAUGAAAACUGUAGAGGUUACUCGUCAUAAAGCUCCUGCAGGACAACAAGUUUCAACUAUCAAAGUUGCAGCUGAUAUCUGGAAAAGAGAAGGUAUUCGUGGAAUAAAUAAAGGUGUAAAUGCCGUAGCACUUCGACAAUGUACCAAUUGGGCAAGUAGAUUUGGGUUAACAAGAGCAGGUGAAACCAUAAUUAGGAAGGUUCGAGAUGGUGAGAUACCUGAUUAUAGUAAACCAUUGUCUCCAAUCCAAAAAAUUUGUGCUAGUGCCAUCGGAGGGGGUUUGUCUUGUUGGAAUCAACCUAUUGAAGUUAUUAGAGUAGAAAUGCAAUCUCAGGUUAAAGCACCAGGAAGACCCGAGAAAAUGACAAUUGUUACUUGUGCUAAAUAUAUUUAUAAAAAUAACGGGUUUAAAGGAUUCUUUCGCGGUGUGACACCUAGAAUUGGUUUAGGUGUUUGGCAGACUAUUUGUAUGGUAUUUGGUGGAGAUGCUGUCAAGGCUAAAAUUGCUCAAAGGCAAGCUGCAAAGAUUUAAUUAAGAUCAAAGAGGAAAAUAGAUAAAGGUUCAUGAAAAUGUCACUAAUAAUAUAUAUAAUAUAUAUAUGUAUAGAUAUAGAUAUCACAAACUUAUUAUUUAAAUUAUUUUUUUUUUUUAUUAAAUUAUUAAAUUAUUUUAAUUUAAAUAUAUAUAUAUCCAUAUAUAUAUAUU